AUGACAUUCAAAAGACGAGGCGGUGGCCGAAGCAAGAAAGGAAGAGGUCACGUUAAAUUCGUUAGAUGCUCAAACUGUUCACGAUGUGUUCCUAAGGACAAAGCCAUCAAGAGAUUCACCGUAAAGAACAUGGUUGAAGCUGCUGCCGUACGAGACUUGUCCGAAGCUUCCGUUUACGCCGAGUACGCUCUCCCUAAACUUUACAUCCGACUCUGUUACUGUAUCUCAUGUGCUAUCCACGCCAAGAUUGUCCGAGUCCGAUCAGCUAAACCUGGAGCUAUCAACUCCCGAAAGAACCGACUUCCCCCUCCUAGAGCCGUCUUCAAAGACGGUAAGCGACUCAACCCUGCCGUAGCCGCUGCUGUAGCUUCCAAGGUUGCUCAAGGUGAAAAGACCGCAUAA
Kwoniella shivajii is the source of this 402-nucleotide messenger RNA. RefSeq lists its product as uncharacterized. The record is from RefSeq and is a predicted model, not a curated record. Gene Ontology annotation, cellular component: cytosolic small ribosomal subunit; ribosome. The transcript is spliced from 4 exons. Gene Ontology annotation, molecular function: mRNA binding; structural constituent of ribosome. NCBI's taxonomy places the organism in Eukaryota, Fungi, Basidiomycota, Tremellomycetes, Tremellales, Cryptococcaceae. Gene Ontology annotation, biological process: translation. Bases 1 to 402 code for a protein of 133 amino acids.